AUGAGACGUUACCCUCCAAAGACUCCAACGUCUGAUAUGAAUCGUGCAACUUCACCAACUUUACUUAAUAAUUCACUUACAAAUCGUCUUAUCAACGAGACUUCCGAAAAAUCUGAAGUACCAGGCUCAAACGAUUCAGCUUUGAAUCCAUUUAAAUAUUCUAAAGAAUACAUGCUUAAACUAUAUAAGCCUGUAGGGCUACCUUUAGAGUUUGAAAGACAUGAAUAUGUUACAAGCGAGGAACCAUUACAGCCCAUGGCUACAAUAGCACUAACGGAACAAGAACAAAAGUUAUUGUCAGGUACUUCUGUUAAUAGUGAUCUUACUCGUCGUAUUAUCUCUAAUGCCACAGGUGGGACCAUCACAGGUGGUGAACGUACAGAAAGGGAAAGGCCACCUUACCCUCGUGGAGAAAAACACAUUUCCACAGCAUUGACCUCGCCAAAAAACGAUCGUUUUACUGGAAUUAUAGGGGGCGUACUUAAUAAUGAAAAAAUGACUACUACUACAACGAAUACAACAACGAAUACAGAUGAUCCGGUAUGGAAUGGCGUCACCAGGCAUACUGUUGGUACUUUUGACAGUAAUGGUGUCUUUCGAAUUCCGGGAGAACAAGAGUUUGAAAAGAAGGCCCCAAUAGAAAAUUCGACAUCUUCUAAUAAAAUUUCUCAAAAUGGUGAUGUCCUGCUACACAAAAAAGAAUGGACAGAUGUACAUGAUAAGUUUGCACAUAACUCUUCCCCAAAAGAAGACGAUGAAAAAGAAGAAAAUAGUUCGAGAACUUUUUCCACAGAGGAACUGAAACCUUCUCUGCAAGAGUUUUCAGAAGAAAAAUUUAACCACUAUCACCACUACCACCAACAUCAUCAAAAGCAGCAGCAAGAUGAAAUGGCUGAAAAUGAAUACAAUGACACUUUGCAAGUGAUCGAACAAAUUCGAAAUGAUAAUUUGGAUUCGCCUGAGCAAAAACAUUCGAAUCGAGAAGCUCUAAAUAAAACACUCGAAGAAUCAAAUGAAACCAGUGAUGACGUUGAAUCAGAAAACGGUCGCGAUAAUUUAUUGAUUGAGCAGCAGCAACAAUUUUUAAAUCAAUUAAGUAUACAAGAUGAAAAAGAAAAGGAGGAACGACAGCUCUUAAAGGAUAACGAAGAGAUAAGGAGAUUCCAUUUAAAAUUACAAUUAAAGCAGGAACAUGAACAAAAACAAAUGCAACUCCUACAACUACAACAAUAUCAACAGCAGCAACAAAAACAACAACAGCAGAUUCAACAACAGCAACAACAGCAACUUCAACAACAACAAUUUCACCAUCAUCAGCAACCAAAACAACAUGUGUUGCAGCAACAACAACUUUUUCAAGAUCGUCAAGAAGAUGAUGACGUAUUGAAAGAAGCAUUUGCUUAUCCAAGCAUAGGUGGUAAUUCUCCUCCACUAUCCCCUACUGCAAAGAAUCCUAAAUAUUCUUCUGCGAAUUCUAUCAUUAAUGCAGCUAAUGGGGUGACUAGUCUUUUUGCUAAUGCAGCAAUAAAUCCUGAGCCAAGGAAACUUCCUGUAGAACCAAAUUCUAAAUGGUUAUAUCGUCCAUUCACUAGUCAAGAGAUGAAUGAUUGGUAUAAAGGUGGUUUCUUCAGAACUAAUUUGUUGGUUAAAAGAGUUGAAGAUCAGACAUUUGAACCAUUAGGUACAUUGAUUAGAAAAACUAAUGAUGAAGAUCGACCAUUUUCCGCACCUGUAAUUGUUAAUCGGCCUAAUUUAACAAUCGCAACUGCAAAUAAUACAUCAAGAUUAGUUAAUGAUCCAUUUCAACGUAACUGGGUUGCGCCUAAUUCACCGAGUACUGCACAAUUAUUUAUGGAUCAUCAACAGAGAUUUAAUCCGUUUGGUGCAGCUACAACAGCAUCUACGACAACAACAUCUGUUCCCAAUACUCCUUUUGAACGGUAUCAAUUUGGUGGUGUUUUCGGGAGAAAUGAUAUUACAAAUGGUUGGGGUGAUUUUACAUCUACUACAAAUAAUAGUAAUGCAUGGGUAACGGCAACAGAAGGAUUCAAUUCAAAUGCAGCCAACGCUCCUACCGGAACAUUUAUUGAUGCAUUGACAAGAAAUUCCGGAUGGCAUAAUACAACGGAUCAACAACAACCGCCACCUCCAUCGCCAUGGAGUGUCAUUGCGCCUAAUGUUGGCAUUACACCUUCACGUAUUCCACCAACUGAUGUGAUUGAAUAUUUUGGUGUUAGAAAAGAACCAAAUAUUCCUUUAACACAGUUACCACACACUACUUCUCAUAUAGAACAACUACAACCUCAAGUGUUAAAGACUGAUCCUGUUCAAAAAGAAAAAUCAUAUAUUAAGCCUUCAUUCCGUGAAAUUCAAGCAGAGGAAGAACGUAAUGCUUGGUCAAACAAUAGUCCAGUGAAUGCAUCUUCACCGGCACCAUGGGCUAAAGAUGAAGAACAUUCAACAACUCACAAAGCACCAUCUUUACGAGAAAUUCAAGAAGUGGAAGCACGUAAAGCUGCAGAACGUAAAGCUAUAGCAGCGGCAGCGGCAGCAGCUACUGCUUCUACUGCUACAACAUCUACAGCAUCCAACAUCAGUUCAAAUGCUACUGCAAGCAAAGAUGAGGUUAUUACAGCAAGUUGGGGAAUCACUGUGCCUUCAUCAUCUAAUGAAUCAAAUUCGUCUUCAUCAUCAACUUCGCCUACUAUUACUACACCUGCCUGGCAAUCCAUGACAACCGGUGGAGCGGUUGGAGUGGUGGGUAGUGUUGUUGUUAAGAAGCCACCACCAACACCGACGACGACGAUUACAAACACAAAUACAAAUACAGUGUCUACACCUUGGAUUACUGUUGCUAGCAAAUCAUCUAAUAGAGCAUCAACAGUAGCUUCGACCUCAGUAAAUACGACAUCUAAUGCUACAACUCAUAAUGGGUUGACAAAAUCAAAUAAUACGACCAACACUACGAUUACUUCAAAGGAUUCAACAUCAGCAUGGGAUACAGUUGAAUUUCAAAAAGGAAAUAAUGUUUUACAGAAUAGUUCUAGACCUCAAAGUGGCCAAUCAGUCAAACAGAAAGAUGCCAAUAAAAGUACAACAAAAGGUGCUCCUAAAUCUAAUAGCGCAAGUUCCACAGGAGGAGGAAAUAUUUCUUCGGAAAAUAUUAAUACGCUACGCCCACCUUCAGAUGAAUUUUUGAAAUGGUGUAGACAAGCUUUACGUGGAUUAAAUAAUGAUGCCAAUGCUGAUGAUUGUAUACAAAUGUUGCUCACAUUUCCACUUGACCCACCACCAGCAACCAUUGAAAUUAUACAAGAUAUCAUAUAUGCACAUUCAUCAUCGUUAGAUGGGCGACGAUUUGCUGAUGAAUUUAUUAAAAGGCGAAAAGCAGAUGUUAACUCAGUCGGUUCAGGUGUUAAUCAUUCCGAAGGUAGAUCAAGCAAAGAAACAGGGCCAGGGAUUUUGAAUGUUAAAGAUGAUUAUUCUGGUAAUGGUGGUGUUGGAACAUUUAAAAUUGUCACAACCAAAAAAGGCAAAAAAAAACAUUAG
This is a messenger RNA of Entrophospora candida, 3549 nucleotides long. The record is from the annotation of a GenBank genome assembly. NCBI's taxonomy places the organism in Eukaryota, Fungi, Glomeromycota, Glomeromycetes, Entrophosporales, Entrophosporaceae.